CGGCGCGAGCGUCAGCUGACUGCACGUCUACCGCCGCAACCGCUGAGACUCGGUGAGGCCGCUGUCGCUGUCGCCGCCACCGCUAUGGCUCAGUACAAGGGCGCCGCGAGCGAGGCGGGCCGCGCCAUGCACCUGAUGAAGAAGCGGGAGAAGCAGCGCGAACAGAUGGAGCAGAUGAAGCAGCGAAUCGCCGAGGAGAACAUAAUGAAAUCCAACAUUGACAAGAAGUUCUCUGCACACUACGACGCAGUGGAGGCGGAGCUCAAGUCCAGCACCGUGGGUCUUGUGACCCUGAAUGACAUGAAGGCCAAGCAGGAGGCACUGGUGAAGGAGCGGGAGAAGCAGCUGGCCAAGAAGGAGCAGUCGAAGGAGCUGCAGCUGAAGCUGGAGAAGCUGCGAGAGAAGGAGCGCAAGAAGGAGGCCAAGCGGAAGAUCUCCAGCCUGUCCUUCACUCUAGAGGAGGAAGAGGAGGCAGGGGAGGAGGAGGAGGAGGUGGUCAUUUAUGAGGAAGAGCUGGAAAGGGAAGAGAUCACCACAAAGAAGAGGAAAUUGGGGAAGAACCCAGAUGUGGACACAAGCUUCUUGCCUGACCGAGACCGGGAGGAGGAGGAGAAUCGGCUCCGGGAAGAGCUGCGGCAGGAGUGGGAAGCCAAGCAGGAGAAGAUCAAGAGCGAGGAGAUUGAAAUUACCUUCAGUUACUGGGAUGGCUCUGGGCACCGACGGACUGUCAAGAUGAAAAAGGGCAACACAAUGCAGCAGUUCCUGCAGAAGGCUCUCGAAAUCCUGCGCAAGGACUUCAGUGAGCUCAGGUCAGCUGGGGUGGAGCAGCUCAUGUACAUCAAGGAAGACCUAAUCAUACCCCAUCACCACAGCUUCUAUGACUUCAUCGUCACCAAGGCACGAGGGAAGAGUGGGCCACUCUUUAAUUUUGACGUUCACGAUGAUGUGAGGCUGCUCAGUGAUGCCACCGUGGAGAAGGACGAGUCGCAUGCGGGCAAGGUGGUGCUGCGGAGCUGGUACGAGAAGAACAAGCACAUCUUCCCUGCCAGCCGCUGGGAGCCGUACGACCCCGAGAAGAAAUGGGACAAGUACACGAUCCGGUGAACGCGGAGGUGGCCCAGCCUUGGCUCCUGCGACUCCCUGCAGUCUCCCUAGCUCCCUGUGUCCAGGACUCCAGGCACCCCAGCUCCCCGCUCCGGUGACUUGGUGGCCUGAGGGAGGACGGAGCUGAUUAUUUACUGUUUUUUUUUCUUUUAUGAUAAAGAAAUGUACAUGUUAGAGUUGAAACACCUGCACUUUGUUUUGUGAAGAAAAAUGUUUUUAUUGAGGAAAAAUUCACAUAACAUAAAAUCUACCAUUUUGACCUUUUUAAAGUAUACAUUCCAGGGGUAUUUAGUAUGUUCAUAAUGUUGUGCAACCAUCACUGCUAUCUAGUUCCAGAGCAUUUCUCUCACCCCAGAAAGAAACCCCAUCCCUAUUAGCAGUUUCUCCCCCAGCCCCUGGCACCCACUAGUCUACUUUCUGUCUGUGUGGAUUUACCUGUUCUAGAAGAUGCAUAUAAAUGGAGUCGUACAAUA
This is a messenger RNA of Equus caballus (horse), 1577 nucleotides long. It is a transcript of the gene FAM50A, whose product is annotated as family with sequence similarity 50 member A. The record is from RefSeq and is a predicted model, not a curated record. Lineage: Eukaryota; Metazoa; Chordata; Mammalia; Perissodactyla; Equidae. Gene Ontology annotation, biological process: chromatin organization. Gene Ontology annotation, cellular component: nucleus.